Molecule: messenger RNA, 777 nt
Organism: Bombina bombina (fire-bellied toad)
Lineage: Eukaryota; Metazoa; Chordata; Amphibia; Anura; Bombinatoridae
Product: kininogen-1-like
Exons: 3
Coding region: 291-668 (125 amino acids)
Biological process (GO): defense response; modulation of process of another organism
Cellular component (GO): extracellular region
Molecular function (GO): hormone activity
Source: RefSeq, a predicted model, not a curated record
UCUCCUAGCCUGCCCUGUUAACUCAGGAUUCACAGUAGUUACUCUAACUUACAGUACUCUUCUAAUUCUGGCUUCAGACUUACAGGCAAACUCUAUCCCGGAUCGGAUCCAUUACACUCACAGCAACGGACUUACUGUUACCGCAGUUCCUAAAGACACAGCCUCCUGGAACACACUCGUUGCAUGUGACGUCACUACUCAAGCCGAAAACAAUUCAGCAGGGCAGGAGACCAAGUACGGCACAGACCUACAAACUUUGUACAGUAAAGUUUUCACUUCCAGCUCUGAUAAUGAGACUGUGGUUCUGUCUAAGUUUCCUCAUCGUCCUGUGCCUGGAGCAUUUUCCAGGAACCCUGGCAGCUGAAAGAAAUGUUCCAGAGAGUGAAGAAAAAACUGAGCAGUUCCUGCGGGAUUUGUCUGAGAUCAGCCGCCUACAAAGAGUUCCAACGGGGUUCACCCCUUUCCGAGGAAAAUUCCAUAGCCAGUCCCUGCGGGGUUUGUCUGAGAUCAGCCGCCUACAAAGACGUCCAGCGGGGUUCACCCCUUUCCGAGGAAAAUUCCAUAGCCAGUCCCUGCGGGGUUUGUCUGAGACCAAGAGGUUACAAUCUACACACAAAAUCCGUUGGCACGGCAAGCACUGCAAGCCGGGUUUGCUGUGUAAAAAAUAGAUUUGAAAGUAGCGUCCCCUGGUAUAAAAAUGCAUUGUUAUGUCACAUGGUGUCACCUCUGUAAUACCAGCUCUGAUACGGUUUAUUAAACAGCAGAUUUGUGCUCUCA